Messenger RNA from Hydractinia symbiolongicarpus, 1971 nucleotides. Its product is annotated as glycine receptor subunit alpha-2-like. Gene Ontology annotation, cellular component: neuron projection; membrane; synapse. NCBI's taxonomy places the organism in Eukaryota, Metazoa, Cnidaria, Hydrozoa, Anthoathecata, Hydractiniidae. Bases 70 to 1476 code for a protein of 468 amino acids. Gene Ontology annotation, molecular function: neurotransmitter receptor activity; extracellular ligand-gated monoatomic ion channel activity; transmembrane signaling receptor activity. The record is from RefSeq and is a predicted model, not a curated record. Gene Ontology annotation, biological process: chloride transmembrane transport; chemical synaptic transmission; regulation of membrane potential. The transcript is spliced from 10 exons.
UUAACACAAAGUAAAUUGAAGAUUUAUUAAAGUUUAUUAAUUCCAGAAGAUUUAGUUGAAAAAAUAAUAAUGUUGAAACAAUUAUUAUUUACGUUUUUACUAUUGGGCGGAAUGCAUGAGUGUGUACAAGCGUUGUCCGUUGAUGAUCACGAUUUCGAAGUGGCUGAACAGUUUCGAAAAUUACUGGUUAACUAUGACAAAAGAAUGCGACCAAAUUAUAUGGGUAAUAUCACAACUGUCGAUGUGGAUAUAGCAAUUUUGAGUUUUGGUGCAAUAAGCGAGCUUAAAAUGACGUUCUUACUUGAUAUUUUUCUUCGUCAAAAAUGGAUCGACUAUCGGCUGCGUCAUAACAUGACAAACAAAAUCAUUCCGCUAUUAGGGCGAAACACACCACCGGACUUUAUUUGGACUCCGGACACACAUUUCAUCAACGCUAUAAAAGCAAUAAAGCAUACAGUUACUGUGAGUAACGAAAAACUUGAUAUAUACCCGGAUGGAACCGUGUUCUGGGGAACAAGAGUGACGUUAGUUGCUACAUGCGAUAUGGAUUUCAAAACAUACCCGAUGGAUAUUCAAACUUGUGGCAUUGCAUUGGAAAGCUAUGCAUACACAGAAGAGCAUGUUCGAUAUCGGUGGUUCCAGAAAGGACUGAGCAUAGUGUCGCCGGAGAUCUCACAAUACACUCUUGUGAAUUUCAGUAAAUCAGCACACUUAACGAAAUAUUUAUCAAGUGGUGUGUACAGUAUCUUGGAAGGUACCUUCGUAUUUCAAAGACGCAUGGCAGUCUCUCUGAUGCAAAUCUUCUUCCCUUCCACCGCUAUUGUUUGCAUUUCUUUCGUUUCAUUUUGGGUUCAUAAGAACUGUGUGUCAGCGAGGGUUGGACUUGGUAUUAUACCACUUCUUACUAUUAGUACCAUAUGGGGAUCAGUCAAUCGAAGUUUACCAAGAGUGAAUUACGUUAAAGCUAUUGAUGUUUACUUCAUCGGAUCAUUCUGUUUUAUAUUUUGCGCCCUUCUAGAAUAUACUGUUGUGCAGAACUUAAAUUUCAAGGCGAAAAAAAAGAAAAGUCUAACAAUAAAAAGACAAAGUUCAUUUCGUGGCAAAGAAGGUAGAGCAGAUUCAGCGCCGUUAUUUAAUGACAUGUUCACAGGCAGCUGCAGGAAACCUGUUCCUCCUCAAAGCGUGUUCAAAAUUAAAGAAAAUGUUACUAAAACAGAAUUAGAUAAUCGAGGCAGAUAUAUUGCUUACACUUACACGAAAGAAGCAGAUAAGAAAAAACCAUCACCGCCUAAACUUGAUCGAGACAAGAUGCCAUACUAUUAUAAAGCAUACCGUGUUCAGGGAAAACCAACCACACUUGAUGUUAUCUGCAGAUUUUUCUUUCCCUUCAGCUAUUUUUGCUUUAACAUGGUGUUUUGGGUAUCAUAUCAUAUGACUCAUCACACUACAUCGAAACUUUUAGACGGACCUCACUAAUUGGCACAACAUUUUUCUAGCGUGCGCCCCCAACAGCAUUUUCAAAAAUUUGAAGUGCACCACCAACUCCAUUUUCAUUAGUUUGACGUGCACCACCCCCAACAUUUUUCUGACGUGCACUACCCACAGCAUUUUUCCGACUUGCGCCACCCACAGCAUUUUCAAUAAUUUGACGUACACCACCCCCAAAAUUUUUCUGACGUGCGCCACACACAGCAUUUUCAAUAAUCUGACCUUCUACCUUUUAAUAAUUAUUAGCGCACUAUGACAAGAGGGAAUAAACAAAUUAUAGCUAGCAAAGUAUAGCUAGCUGUAUCAAAAAAGAGCGCUGAUUAAAUCGAGCAAAAAUAAAAUACACACUUAAAAUGACAUUAUAAUGACUGGCUUUGACAGAACAUUUAUCACCAGCUUAAAUUUUUUGUUGGAAAUUACAAUUGUACAUAUUAGUGUAAUAAUUAUUAACAACUAGCUAGGGAUAUAUAGGGAUAUAUAUAA